CAAAAUAGGAACGAAAAUCUAACUGGAAGUGACCCACCGUACGACGACCCACGAGUUCCUCUCCGCGAACAACAAACACAUUAACCCAACAAACCCUAAUUUUUGAUCUAUCCCCAAUUCUUUGCCCCUUCUCAUCAAUUCAAUCUUAAUAAACUCAAGAUCAAAUUUUUCACUAAAUUUCCCUAUUAAAAGCCCCAAUUCACCUGCUUCCUUCUCUCAAUUUCCAUUUUUCUUGCCAAUUUUGACCCCUCCUACUGUAUAUUCAUUGCUUCUCACCAGAUCAAGCUCUGAAGGAUCCCCAAUUUCUCUCUGAGUGAAUGGUUAAGUAUACACUUUUGUAAUUCACUGAUAUAUAAAAGUAUGGGUAAUAGUGAAAUGGAUAAAACCACAAGAGAAAAGGAGUCGAAGACGCCGCCACCAACAUCACAGGAGCAGCCUUCAACCACCACAAGCACCGGACAAGUUAAUACUGACUGGGCCAGCUUUCAGGCAUAUUCUCCUAUGCCUCCACAUGGAUUCAUGGCGUCAAGUCCCCAAGCUCACCCUUAUAUGUGGGGUGUGCAGCACAUGAUGCCUCCUUAUGGUACUCCACCACAUCCCUAUGUUGCAAUGUAUCCCCAUGGUGGCAUAUAUGCUCAUCCAUCCAUGCCUCCGGGAUCUUAUCCAUAUCCUUAUGCCAUGCCUGCUCCAAACGGUAUUGCUGAGGCUUCCGGAAACACUCCUGCCAGCAUGGAAACUGAUGGUAAACCUCCUGAAGUGAAGGAAAAAUUGCCAAUCAAAAGGUCAAAAGGAAGUUUAGGUAGUUUGAACAUGAUUACAGGGAAAAAUAAUGAACACGGUAAAACAGAGGGGACAUCUGUUAAUGGACUUCACUCAAAGAGUGGUGAAAGUGGAAGUUAUGAAGGUACUAGUGAAGGAAGUGAUGCAAAUUCUCAGAAUGGCUCUCAAUUGAAAUCGGGGGACAGGCUGGAUUCUUUUGAAGGUGAACCAUCUCAAAAUGGCAGUUCAGUGCAUACUUCACAAAAUGGGGGACUUAAUGCACCUCAUACAGUGGUUAAUCAAACUAUGUCUAUCCUUCCUAUCUCGGCGAGUGGUGCUCCUGGAGCUGUUGCUGGCCCCACAACAAACUUAAAUAUAGGAAUGGAUUAUUGGAACGCACCAAAUUCAUCCAACAUUCCUGCUCUCCGCGGAAAGGUUCCGCCUACCACAGUUGCGGGAGCGGUGGUUACUGGUGGAUCACGGGAUAGUGUUCAGUCACAACUUUGGCUACAGGAUGAAAGAGAGCUUAAAAGACAAAGGCGAAAGCAGUCUAAUAGGGAAUCUGCCCGGAGAUCCAGGUUGCGCAAGCAGGCUGAGUGUGACGAGCUUGCUCAGCGUGCUGAUGUUUUGAAAGAAGAAAAUGCUUCGCUCCGAUUAGAAGUAAAUCGCAUUAGAAGCGAGUAUGAUCAGCUACUUUCCGAGAAUGCAGCUCUCAAGGAGAGACUUGGGGAACAACCAGGGAACGAUCAACACAUGUGUAACGACACUCAACAAAGUGGACAUACAGAGGUUGUGCAGGAUGGUCAUUAGGAUCAUAUACUGCAUUUCGGGAAGAUAACCUAACUCAAUAGCAAGAGCGUGAUCUUGUUUCGGAUAGCUUGUAGCUCAAAUUGUAUUACAGCUGACCUAUUAUAGUCUUAAAAGAUCUGUUUUUAUGUUAUAUGAUCCCUCAUUUCUAAUUUGUCUUACUUUUAACCCCAUUCAAAACAACAUGGAUCAUAUGUAGUGUGUGAAUUGUAUCAUACCUUUUUCUCAGCUUGAAAGUUAGUGUCUGUAGUAAUAAACAAUAUAAUUAAUGUAGCUGGUGUGUUGAUUAUAAUUUUCUGUAUGAAUAAUUUAUUGGGAAAAUAAUGAAAAGAAGAAAUGCCUGAGUUAUAUUUCGUGUCAA
Medicago truncatula (barrel medic) is the source of this 1927-nucleotide messenger RNA. Its product is annotated as bZIP transcription factor 16. Bases 361 to 1569 code for a protein of 402 amino acids. The record is from RefSeq and is a predicted model, not a curated record. Gene Ontology annotation, biological process: regulation of DNA-templated transcription. Gene Ontology annotation, cellular component: nucleus. The transcript has 13 exons. Lineage: Eukaryota; Viridiplantae; Streptophyta; Magnoliopsida; Fabales; Fabaceae. Gene Ontology annotation, molecular function: DNA-binding transcription factor activity; sequence-specific DNA binding.